This is a messenger RNA of Sphaerodactylus townsendi, 2249 nucleotides long. RefSeq names its product polynucleotide kinase 3'-phosphatase (gene PNKP). The record is from RefSeq and is a predicted model, not a curated record. Gene Ontology annotation, cellular component: nucleus. Bases 344 to 2026 code for a protein of 560 amino acids. Lineage: Eukaryota; Metazoa; Chordata; Lepidosauria; Squamata; Sphaerodactylidae. Gene Ontology annotation, molecular function: protein binding; double-stranded DNA binding; ATP-dependent polydeoxyribonucleotide 5'-hydroxyl-kinase activity. The transcript is spliced from 17 exons. Gene Ontology annotation, biological process: DNA repair.
UCCCAUCUGGACCCAUUUCAACCUCCCCUAGUCAUUGGGUUGGUCCUAAUAAAGGCAUGACAUGGAGGGUGGGUCUGGUUUAUAAGGUCUACUUCCGGCUGGGGACGACUAAAGGUGCAACACCGCUCUCUACCUUCACAUGCUGCAAAAAAACUUUGUAAUUGUGCUGCUCUUCUCAUGCGGGGCUGUAUAGCCGUAUUGGGGAUGAUGGUUGGGGAGAGGGGUUAAAAUUGGGGGCAGCGCCUCUGCUUGGAUAGGAGGACCCCUUCAGAAGCAGAGUUCUCUGACGUUUGAAGUGUCAGCCCAUGCUUGUCAAAGGGGGUCCCUCAUAAGGUUAUGCUGAAUGAUGCGUUGCCUCCUCAUCAGCCAAGACCAACGCCAUGAUCCAAUUCAUCUGCCUGACGGUGUGAUGGUGAUUCUUGGCAGAGGACCUAAGACUCUUGUUACUGAUAAGAAAUGUUCACGGAUGCAAGUGGAGUUGCUGGCAAAUUAUGCCUACAGAUCUGUAAGAGUCACACAGCGGGGGGUGAACCCCACGUCGGUGGAGGAGAUCCACUUGCGUUGUGGUGACAGCACAACACUUCAAGAGAAAGAGACACUGUGCUUAGUGAAUGGACUGUACCGUUAUUUCAUCCGUUUUGAACCAGAUGCCUGCUCCCCAAAGAAAACCGUACGGGACUACUUCAGCCCCCAAUGCCCCUUGAAGGAGGAUGACAAUAUGGCCCAGGCAUCCAAGCGGCCCCGGGCCUCCAGCCCUUCUGAGGAUGAAGAUGAUGAUGAUCCUUCUGUGAUGGAAAAACUGAGACAGCUACAGGAGGUGGCAGCUCAGGCGAAGCAGGCACGACAGCCUUCCCCGGAGACCCUCCCAAAUGUGUCUUCCCAUCCUCGUGACUCCUGGGAGGACUUUGGCAAGCUCUUGGUCUUCACAAAGAAAGGGGUGAUGCCAAGUGCCAAAAUUGCAGGUUUCGAUUUGGAUGGAACUAUCAUUACCACAAAGUCUGGGAAGGUGUUUCCAACGAGCCCCGACGACUGGAAAAUCCUGUACUCUGAAGUCCCCCGCAAGCUGAAGCAGGUUUUGAGUGAGGGGUAUAAGGUUGUGAUUUUCACCAACCAACUAGGCAUCAGCCGGGGACGUCUCAGGCCUGAAGUUUUCAAAGCGAAAUUGGAAGCUGUGGUCGAGCGGCUGGGUAUCCCAAUACAGGCCUUUGUGGCAGUGGGCUCUGGCAUUUACCGCAAACCUGUCUUGGGCAUGUGGGACCACCUGUGCCAAAAGGCAAACGGCGACCUCUCUGUUACUUUGAACCAAAGUGUCUACGUGGGAGAUGCAGCUGGUCGUCCACCGAACUGGGCCCCUGGGCAUAAGAAGAAGGAUUUCUCAUGCAGUGACCGCCUGUUUGCUCUGAACGCUGGCCUGCCCUUCAAAACCCCCGAAGAAUACUUCCUGGGCUGGAAAGAGGCUCCAUUUUCACUCCCUGACUUCGAUCCGCGAACGCUGGAUCCCAAGGCACGGCUGUAUGAUCCCCCAGAUGCUUCCCUGACCUCCUCCUCUCCAGAGUUGGUUUUGGCCGUCGGCUUCCCUGCCGCUGGCAAGUCGACAUUUGUGAAGCAGCACUUGGUCUCGGCUGGUUAUGCCUAUGCGAACAGGGACACCCUUGGUUCCUGGCAGAAGUGUGUGGCUGUGUGCCAGUCGGCAAUCCAGGAGGGAAAGAGCGCAGUGGCGGACAACACAAAUCCAGACUUGGAGUCGAGAGGCAGGUACAUCGACUGUGCCAAGGCGCUCGGGGUUCCCUGCCGGUGUUUCCUCUUCACGGCCUCAUUGGAGCAAGCCAAGCAUAACAACAGAUUCCGAGAAAUGACUGAGAAGGAACAUGUGCCAGUUAACAAUAUUGUCCUGAACACCUAUAAGAGUAAAUAUGUAGAACCAUCGCUCGAGGAAGGUUUUGCUGAAAUCCUGAAGAUUCAUUUUGUGCCUCAUUUCACAAACCCAGAGAUGGAGUCACUCUACCGUCAAUUUUCAGAAGGGUGAAAGCAACGUAGCCCUGUGCCAGCCCUGGGGCUCUCCCACCCAAGCCAUCAGAACCACACACACACCCAACCACCACGAGGAAGGAGAGGGUGAAAAGCAAAGUAUUUGGACUGAGGGAAAGGGCCCUUGGGCUGUUCGAAGUGGAGAAGAGGCUAAUUGACCAUUCCUCGUCCUCUGCAAAAACCAUUUUAAAAAGUAGUGUGAAAUAAAGUUUAUAACCAGA